UGGUGACUCUUCCAAGCUGCCUCGUGCAUCUCUCCCGGAAAUGGCUUCGAAGGAAGAGUUUGAAGAAUAUGCCGAGAAGGCCAAGACAUUACCCCCAGCCACCAAGGAUGCUGAUAAACUCGUUCUCUAUGGGCUUUACAAGCAAUCAACGGUGGGCAAUGUGACCACCGGUCGACCAGGGAUUUUUAGCCCCAAGGAGCGGGCCAAAUGGGAUGCAUGGAAAGCUGUUGAAGGGAAAACUGAGGAAGAGGCAAUGAAUGAGUACAUUACAAAGGUGAAGCAAUGGCAGGAAGCAGCUAAGCUUCAUUAGAUUGUAACUCAGUUUUAAGUACUUGUGUUCCUAAGA
Molecule: messenger RNA, 346 nt
Organism: Magnolia sinica
Lineage: Eukaryota; Viridiplantae; Streptophyta; Magnoliopsida; Magnoliales; Magnoliaceae
Product: acyl-CoA-binding protein-like
Exons: 4
Coding region: 41-310 (89 amino acids)
Biological process (GO): fatty acid metabolic process
Molecular function (GO): fatty-acyl-CoA binding
Source: RefSeq, a predicted model, not a curated record